ACGUUAGCUAAUCUAGUUAUCCCAUGCAUAGACAAUAUACACUAAACUGUGCCUUUUAUUUUAGUAGUAUCAUCAUAAAUGCGUAGUUUCUAUUUAUAUACCGCCUUCAGUAAUGGAAAAGAGGAUUAUGAUCUAUACAUUAUUCAACUGUGAGUUUAUGAGUUGGCCGUUGGUGUAUGUUUGAUUUUUUUGUCAGAGGUAAGCGAAGUGGGACAUGGUUGGGGUUCUGACCAAUCAUGGUGCUUCCGAGAAAAACCCCGCCUUUCGCAGUAGCAUAAAUGUAUUUCUCGAACACACUUCCGGACUCUGACCAGACACAAAGGGACGCUUAAGGUCGCAUGCGUCCCUUCAAAUAAUAAACAAGCAUCUAUUGUAAACCAUCGACAUUUGCGCUUAAGAAAUAACUUCCUGUAUGUUUCGCGUUUACUUCUACCUUCCAAUGGUAUCACAUUUUAACAGUAUCCGCAGCGUCGCUACUUUCAUGUCCGGCAGUUCGAGCUCCACCUUAACAAACCGAUGUCAGCUUUCAUGCAGUUUUUUUGCAUUGACGUCAACCGCAUACAGCACAAAACAGAGGCUUUCUUCAUAUUUCGUAUGCUUGAGUCAGAAUAUGGAGAGAUAGCCAGACACUGGUACCAAUUUUAAACCAAUCUGACUGCGACAGCUGCAGAUUUAUCUGCCAUCACUUCGAGGAAGACACUGUGUCCAAGGAUAACCGCAACACAACCACCGUUUUCUGGGGAUUUCAGUUGCCCAGAGUGCGGCCCAGGCAAGAGCCCGCGACCGCCACAUCAGGCACCAUGAUGGAGGGGGGCAUGCAGUUGCUCAACCGCGAUGGCCACAGCAUCUCGCACAACUCAAAGCGCCACUAUCACGACUCCUUCGUGUCCAUGAACAGGAUGCGACAGCGCGGCCUGCUAUGUGACAUUGUGCUCCAUGUCUCCAACAAAGAAAUCAAGGCGCACAAAGUGGUGCUGGCAUCCUGCAGCCCCUACUUCCACGCUAUGUUUACCAAUGAGAUGUCAGAAAGUCGGCAGACCCAUGUGACCCUUCAUGACAUCGACCCUCAGGCUUUGGAGCAGCUAGUCCAGUAUGCCUACACAGCAGAGAUCGUGGUUGGGGAAGGCAAUGUGCAGACGUUGCUCCCAGCAGCGAGCCUGCUGCAGCUCAAUGGGGUGCGGGACGCCUGCUGUAAGUUCCUCCUCAGCCAGCUGGACCCCUCCAACUGCCUGGGCAUCCGAGGCUUCGCUGACACGCACUCCUGCAGCGACCUGCUCAAGUCAGCACACAAGUAUGUCCUGCAGCACUUUGUGGAGGUUUCCAAGACAGAAGAGUUCAUGCUGCUGCCACUUAAACAGGUCCUGGAUUUGAUCUCCAGUGACAAUCUCAACGUGCCAUCUGAGGAGGAAGUGUACCGUGCUGUUUUGAGCUGGGUGAAACAUGAUAUAGAUGGACGCAGGCAGCAUGUACCUUGGCUGAUGAAGUGUGUACGGCUGCCAUUGUUGAGGCGCGACUUUCUGAUGAGCAAUGUGGAUACGGAGCUGCUGGUGCGUCAUCACUCGGAGUGCAAAGACCUGCUGAUCGAGGCCCUGAAGUACCACCUGAUGCCUGAGCAGAGGGGAGUCCUCAGCAACAGCCGAACGCGCCCGCGACGCUGUGAGGGUGCCAGCCCUGUGCUCUUCGCCGUUGGUCAGUGUGCCCCUGAAGGUGGUGGCAGCCUGUUUGCCAUCCAUGGAGACUGCGAGGCGUACGACACCAGGACAGACCGCUGGCAUAUGGUGGCAUCCAUGUCUACUCGGCGGGCACGGGUGGGCGUGGCAGCCAUUGGCAACAGACUCUAUGCUGUUGGAGGGUAUGAUGGCACCUCAGACCUUGCAACCGUGGAGUCCUAUGACCCCAUCACUAACUCCUGGCAACCCGAGGUUUCCAUGGGAACACGGCGGAGCUGUUUGGGUGUAGCUGUCCUGCAUGGCCUGCUGUACGCUGCUGGAGGUUAUGAUGGAGCCUCCUGUCUCAACAGUGCAGAGCGUUAUGACCCUCUGACCAGUACGUGGACCUCAAUCGCUGCCAUGAGCACCCGCAGAAGAUAUGUCAGAGUCGCAACUUUGGAUGGCAGCUUGUAUGCAGUGGGAGGUUAUGACAGCUCCUCACAUCUCGCAACAGUGGAGAAAUAUGACCCGCAGAGCAACACAUGGACAGCCAUCGCCAACAUGCUGAGUCGGCGCAGCAGUGCCGGGGUGGCCGUGCUGGACGGCAUGCUGUAUGUCGCUGGAGGCAAUGAUGGCACCAGCUGCCUGAACUCGGUGGAGCGGUUCAAUCCCAAAACCAACACCUGGGAGGGAGUGGCCCCCAUGAACAUCCGCAGGAGCACCCAUGACCUGGUCUCUAUGGACGGCUGGUUAUACGCAGUGGGAGGCAACGAUGGCAGCUCCAGUCUCAACUCCAUCGAGAAGUACAACCCACGCAGCAACAAAUGGGUGGCAGCGUCCUGCAUGUUCACGCGGCGCAGCAGUGUGGGAGUGGCCGUGUUGGAGUUGUUGAACUUCCCGCCGCCUUCCUCGCCCACCCUCUCAGUUUCCUCCACCAGCCUUUGACACGGGGUCACCGCUUGGCUGAGCUCAGCCUCUGCUGCUACAGCCCAGACUGGCUCUGGGAAGAGACGCAACUGCUCGGUUUGAGACGGGGAAGAGGAAGAUGACAGGAGUGGACAGGUAAAUGGAGGGAAGGGGGACAAGAGGAAGAGGAAUGGUGUGAAUGAGGCUCCUGGUUUGGUUAUUAUACAGUACCUUCAAGAAUUAGUGGCACUCUUGGUAAAGAUUUGCCAAGCAUGGUUAAAAUAAAUAAGAGUAUUUAGGGAACACCAGAUGAUUGCUGAAAGAUCCACCAAGAUUUUUUUUUUAUUAUUUUAUUUUAUGGUCAAACCAAUCUGGCUGCUCUUUACCAAGUUUGCCAAUAAUUUGGAACUAUAUUAACCAGAUGCCUGGAACUGUACAGCUCCACCAUACACAUACCAGCUCCCACUCUAUUCAAGAAUAUUUCUGGAUAAAGAUGUGUGAACAGUGACCGGUCUUUCCUCAAGCCCCACAUUUUUCCCCACCACUCCAGUGUUUGACACACUCAUCGUGAAAUGUGGUGGACACUUAAUUCUGUCAUGUGUGAUGUAAAUGUAUUUUGUUUGAUGUUGCUGUCUUCUGCAGGAUUUUUAUUUUAAUGUGAGGAUUUUUUUUUUUUUUUGCAAUAAUGUAUAAAAAAGAGAAACUGAAUGAUUUUACUUUUGGAAUGUAGUGUUUGACUGGUUAUACCAUGCAUGUUUACGUCCUGGCAUUACCUCCCAACAGGAGGAUAAAAUGUUGUAGUGCUGUUAUGUCACACUAGGUGGCAGUAACAGGCAACGUUAUAAACCCUUCCCACGCUGCGAGAGAGCAUGGAUACAAAUGACAGAAAAGCGAGGCCCUCAGAUCUGUAAAUGAGUUUGGAUCCUUUUUUUAUACAGAGAAUAAUUAUGUUCAACCAUAUGUAUUUAUAAAAAUGUAUAAAUUCCUAUAUAUUCUGUUUUGAAGAUGCUAACAGAACGAAACAGAUCAGACCUAUGACCAUUUAAGAGUGUUUUUAAUAUAUUUAUUCAGGUGUAUGAUGUGCAUAUCGUCAGUGGAAAUGACAAAGAGAAUGUCUAAGUGUGAGAGAGGUAGUUUGUUCAGAUUGUGUGCAUUUGGAGCUUUUCCUGAGAGGACUGAUUGUUGCAUUUUGAUAUGCGGCAUUUCAUUUGCAUUUCUAAAUGUUUCUUCACUGCCACAAGCAUGAUCUCACAUGACGCUGUACCUUCUGUCUGCUACAUUUGUGCAAAAAGCUUCGGUUGCUUGCAAACCUAAUGACCAGUCAAUGAAUGGACUCUGUAUUUUCUUUAAUCCUACUUCCCAAUUAUUUUUAAAAAGACAUAGAGGUGGAUAUAAUCCUCAGACAUGUGACAGCUUAAAAUGACAUUAACGCAGCAAGUACUAGUUUACCUUCAGUAUACCAACACUUGACACUAAUGAGUGAUGUUGUUGACACUUGGUGCUGUCAUAUUCCCUUCUACACUCCAUCAAGUGUGGUGUCUUGUUAUAUUACCUCAUUGUUGAAAUGGAUCCAACUCUGUUGCAACAAACUUUAAACUGAAACAACUGUAUAAUUAACCACAAAUAUACUGGCUAUAUAACCUGUGGCAGGUGAUUUGGUAAUGUCACAACUGAACUUGCAUUGUCUAAAAGAAAUGCAUCACACUGAGUCUUUUUGGCUCAGUUAAGAGUAAAUACCUGGGUUCAGUUCAUGUGUAGCGCAGUGAUGCCAUUCCAGACUUCUGAGAAGUUGCCUUUUUUUUUCCUUAUUUUGAAGGAUUUAGUUGAUCCGGCUUUGUUUAUCUGUUUAUCUAAAACUACCUUACUUUUCGUUAGAGUGGACCCAGUAGAAUAGGGGCUGUGAUGGUCUUAUGGAGAUGCUGAUCGUGUGAAGCUGAUGUAAGUCAGGAAUAGACUCAGAGAGAAACGUGCACGAAACCAUGUAAGACUUUGGCCUCCAUUCUGCUGUUUGAACUGUAAAUAGAAAGAUUGCUAAAGUUAUCUUAAAUCCAUUUGUGCAAUUUCAAUGUGACUGUAACCUUUUUUUAGUUUGUGUUUAAUGUGGUGACAAUUGUUUAUUUAUGUUUGUUAUUUAUGAGGAACUUGAAAAUAUAAAAAUUUUGCACUAUUGUGAAAUGGAGCAAUACUACACACUGUUUAAAAAAAAAAAAAAAGAUAAAUAAAGUUGUUUUCAGAUGUGAUAA
Molecule: messenger RNA, 4798 nt
Organism: Lates calcarifer (barramundi perch)
Lineage: Eukaryota; Metazoa; Chordata; Actinopteri; Centropomidae
Gene: klhl17
Product: kelch-like family member 17
Exons: 12
Coding region: 801-2594 (597 amino acids)
Molecular function (GO): protein binding
Source: RefSeq, a predicted model, not a curated record